GGUGCUGUAAAGAGUGCGAAGGAGGUUAUGUGGCGAGGAGACGCGUUCGAGACGUCGCAGGAGAGCAAGGAGUGGGCGUGAACGGUGUGAAGAUCGCUUCGCAGCGAUAGAACGCGCCCCGGGCCGGUCAAAUGGGUUCUGAGUGGCUUCUUUUCGCGCUGUCGCGGGUGGUCGUCGUAUCAAAUCCGUGUUUGUGGGCGUCUGGGAGGAGGAGAUUGCUGCAGAUGCCUGCGAGGUCAAAACAGGGUGGUUAUGUAGGGUUGAGGGAUUGUUGCUGCUGCGUGAACGAUGUCCGCACGCACCCAUCGCCGCUCGAACUCACAAAGCUCACGCUCAGGGGCUACCUACGCGUCUCCCACCCCCUAUAUGCCAUCAGACAGGCCAAAAAAGAACAGGAGAUGGUGAAAAUGACAGGAAACACGUGGAUAUGUUUCCUCAAUAUUCCCAGACCGCGGCAAACAAAAUGGGAGAGUGUUGUGCGUUGGAAAAGGCAAAAAAGAAAGUGGCGUGUCUUGUUUUUCAGGGGGAGUCGAACCCUCUGGCUGCCUACCGAUAGGCUUUGGACACCGCAAGAUCUGUAGCGUUUGAUGUUAGCGAAAGUUCUCAUGUAAAGCUAUAUACUGAGAAAGGAAAGCGACGGGGGACACCGUUAAG
Molecule: messenger RNA, 654 nt
Organism: Neohortaea acidophila
Lineage: Eukaryota; Fungi; Ascomycota; Dothideomycetes; Mycosphaerellales; Teratosphaeriaceae
Exons: 1
Coding region: 132-581 (149 amino acids)
Source: RefSeq, a predicted model, not a curated record